This is a messenger RNA of Paralichthys olivaceus (Japanese flounder), 2948 nucleotides long. RefSeq names its product complement C1q and tumor necrosis factor-related protein 9A-like. The record is from RefSeq and is a predicted model, not a curated record. Lineage: Eukaryota; Metazoa; Chordata; Actinopteri; Pleuronectiformes; Paralichthyidae. Gene Ontology annotation, molecular function: protein binding.
CCAGGACACUUAUUAAGGUUAACUAUUCAUCUCCUGUUCCUCUUUCAUGACUCGUCCUCGUUCCCUCGGCUCGGUUUACCUUUUUGUGCUCGGCUGUUUUGAUUUUUCAGAAUAAAAGCUGGCCUGGAGACAUAGAGGAGGCGUCUCUGGUUCCACAGGCGACUGACAGCAGCAGAAGCUGCGGAGGAGGACACGGGAGGUUUCCGAGGAGCUGUGGACGGCAGCGACGAGAGAGAGACAAAGAAGAAGGUGUAGAGUUGAUGGAGAGAUAAACACAGAGCGUCUCUUCUUUCUGCUCAGAAUUCACUGGUUUUUGCUGUUUCAUGAUGGAGGAGGUCACGACACAGGGAGGAGGUUCAGUUCUCCUUCAACAGGACAAUGACGAUGAGCGUCCCCCUCCCUCGUCUUCGGUGAGGAGCAAGAAAGAAGUUUUGUUUUGGGCGAGGCCUAUAAAUGAAUCAAAGCCUCGUCCCACCUGCUCAUCUUCACACAAUUCCUUCUGCAGACCGAACUGCACACCUCAGACAGAGCGAUGUCUUCGAGGCUGUUGGGACUCCUGGCCCUGUCCUCCCUCUGCUCUGCCAUGCUGCUACCAAACACCACCACAGAGUCCAGCAAAGAGGACAACUCCACCUCGGACCCCGAGACCUACCCACUGUCCGGCUCAGAUAAAUGGUCACCAAACUCCCACAGUAGGAUGCUGACUUCCCUCCCGACACAACCUGAUACAACCAUCUGCGACAUCCUCCUGAACUCACCAGUACCGCCGCCCAUCGAGCAGGUUCCCCUUUUCUGCAUCUGUUCGCACUGUAAAGGCACCACAGGACCCAAAGGAGACCGUGGAGACCGGGGCCCUUCAGGUGAACCCGGGAGUCCUGGCAGAAGAGGAAUGACUGGGUUCAAAGGUCGAGCAGGAUUCACAGGUCGUCAGGGGAUAAAAGGUCAGAAGGGAGACCUGGGGGAGAAGGGGCAGGUCGGUCAUGCUGGAUUCACCGGGACAAAAGGCUCACGAGGCUUUAAAGGGGAGAAAGGAGACACAGGUGUCAUAGGGCCGCCAGGUACACAGGGUCCCCAGGGAGAAACCGGCUCAUGUCCUGCCACCUGUCAAAGUGACCAGGGUCCACAGGGUCCACAAGGCCCCCCUGGAACACCUGGAGCCCGGGGCCUGCCUGGGGUUAAUGGAGUUGCGGGACCUAAAGGUUUGAUGGGCUAUAAAGGUGACCUAGGUAAAUCUGGCGACCCCGGGCUAAAUGGCCAGAAGGGUGACCAAGGUGAGCAAGGAAUUUGUGAGUGCACUGAUGGAAUGACCGGCACUGAUGGGAGACCAGGAGAAAGGGGGUAUAAAGGGGACAAAGGUGACUUUGGGGCCCAAGGUGCACAGGGCCCCAUGGGAUCAAAAGGCGACCAGGGCAUCAAUGGCAUCAAUGGUCCUCCCGGUCCCUGUUCUAUAGCCAUCCAAUCAGCAUUCUCUGCAUGUAUCAACCAAUCGUUUCCCAUCCCAAAUUGGCCCAUUCCUUUCCCACAUGUCCUCUUCAACCGGUUUGAACACUUCAACCCACUCUCCGGCAUCUACAGAGCCCCCUACAAUGGCACCUACGUCUUCUCCUUCCACCUGGUAGUCACCUUCAGGACACUCAAGGUCGGCCUGUUCCUCAACUACCAACCUGUAGUCAAAACAACAGAGGCAACAAACCAAGCCACCGCCAGCCAGAGUCUCGUCCUCCACCUCACUGAAGGAGACCGGGUGUGGCUGCAAGUGAAGAACAAUAUUACCAACGGCAUUUACACCGACAGUGAGAGCAGCAGCACGUUCUCGGGGUAUCUGCUGCACCCUGACUCCUGCCAAAUUCCCUUCGGUCGAGGUUUCUGGACAGAGGAAAACACGGAGGAGGAACAAUUCAGCUGGGAUGGUCCUCCACACACCACCACUCCUCCACCUUAGUAGGCUCCAGUCAGUCAGUCGCACAUUUGUAGAUGAAGUAUCCUCAUCUUGCCAAUCAAACAUUAUGUGUAUUUCAAACUGCAAGUUUUAAAGGAGGAGAGAUAGAGUUUUCAAAAAGUCACUCAGUCGGAGGCAAGUGAUGACAGUCAAGAUUUUUACUAGUGUACGUAACCAGCUGGACUUUCUUGUGUUUAAACAAAAGCAAGUCCAGUUGUACAUCGUCUGGAAAUACCGUGACCUGGAUGACUGAAGGUUAAACCUGAGCCUUUUGUGGAAGAGAUCUGGUUUGUUGUAGAGAAGGUUGUUGGAAGGUGGUGAAUUGUUACUCAAAUAUUACUGUGCUGAUUAAAUGACACUGACUUCUCCUCUCGCUCCACCGCAGAAACUAAAUCAAUGAUUUCUGGUGAAAUUUAGUUCAGAUGAUUCUGGUGACUUUUCAUCAUCAACCCUCCAUUACCUACAGGUUGAGUGUCAAUGAGCAAACAUGCUAAACUAUGACUGCAAACAUUACAUCUGCAUUGAAACAUGUUAUUUUUGUGUGUGUUAUUUACGACACAGGCCAUGUUGAUGAAAAAACAUUAUUUGAUUUUGAGAAUAAAGUUGUGAUAUUAGUCUUUGUGUCAUGAACAUCAGAAGACCAGUCUGUCUCCUGAAUGUGCAGCCUCUUCUUCAGUGAAGGUUUCACUAAAUAUCGAUUUACUUGGUAGUUUUGUCGCAUCAUGUUAAUAAACUUUGUAAAUAAACAGUCUGUUGAACUGAAGUUCUGGAAACGUGGAGAAACUGAGACUGAGGAAAAAACAAUGUGUGACACAGAUGAAGCACAAAAAUAAAAUAGUGUGGAGAUAAUUUCAGUCGUUAUUUAACCUGCAUUUGAUCAUGUAUUUAAAUAACAGAUUGGAUUUCUGAUCUGGCUUUAAAGACACUUUAAGAGAGAGCAUUUUAUUUUCAUCACAUCAGCUGCAGCUCAGUUUUAGAGCUUGUGUUGUUUCACUGUUAAUAAUAGAAU